CUUUCAAUCCCAACCAUUUUUACCACAUAUGCCCUCAUUUCCAUCCUUUGAAGCUACGAUCCUCCACUCACGACCGACGAACUUGCCCUCGUCUCCAUCCUUCGAAGCUUCGGCCCUCAACUCAUACGUGACUCAGCUCCUCAUCAAGAAAGUAGCUUCCAAAGACACCACCAGAGUUGCCCAUCUUCCCCGCCCCAUAUCAGCUCCAUCGCUGGUGGCAGGUUCGUUCACUCCUACGAACGAUAAGUCUCAGAUCCUCACCGUCAUCGUUUGGUCUCCUCGCUUUGGGAAAAAACCCCUCAGAUUUCUACUUUCGAUCUUGGGCCUUUCCAAUGUGCAAUUUUUGUAAAAUCAGAGUGGAUCUGAGUUUUUGCUGCAGCUCACGGUUAGUGUUAAGCUUCCAUUAUUGAUUUGAGAUUUUGCUGCAAUUUUCAUUAAAUCCCCCUUAUCAUCGCAUCGCCUCCGUCCUCCAGCUCUUUUCUCUCAAGCCAUCGAGUCUGUUUUUUCUUUCAUUACCUUAUUUAUUGGUUUCUCUGUGCUGUCAGUAACCGGCGUUCGUGACGACACCCGGGACAGGAGGAGAACCAUGGGGAGGGUAGGAGGAACAACUUGUGCACAGGGGCAAAAGGGUCGUUUCAAUUUUAUUUUAUUUUUUUUAUAAAAAAUUUUGAUUCCAUACUUGAGACUUAACCUAGUCAAUGCCCCCCACACACCGAAAAUCGGAAGGAAUUUAUUUUAUGUAGAAAACGAGAGGUUUUUUUUUUUUCAUUUUCAGAAAACUUUUAUUUAAAAGUCAACGUCUUCUUCUCUCUCUUCACCUCUUCUUCACACCUUCAGCUUCUCUUCCCCCCUUCCUCUCACGUUUCCUAUCUACACCUUGCAGCUAUGAAUAUCUAUUUGUAUUAAGCCUUGUCAUUCGCUUGGAUUCCUUGAUUUUCUGAUGGGCAACGGCAUAUGCAAGUUGACCGUCUGCUUUACCGGCGGUGGAAGCCGUCGAAGGAAGCAGGAUAUAUCUUAUUUGAUCACCCAGCCUCUUGACGAGGGACUUGGCCACUCCUUCUGCUAUGUUAGGCCUGACCCGACACGUCUAUCUUUGUCUAAAGUCCACUGUGAGGAGACCACCACUUUCCGAACAAUCUCCGGCGCAUCUGUGAGUGCCAACACGUCCACCCCUCUUUCGACAGCCUUCGUUGAUUUGUACUCUUACGGUUGUAUCGAUAGAGCUGCAGCUUUCGAGAGCUCGACUUCUUUUGCUUCCCUUCCCCUGCAGCCAAUCCCCAGAACUCUCAUGAACUCCGGUCCCUUCUCGGGAAAUCUUGGUCUGAUUCCUGGAUCGGGUCCGCUGGAAAGAGGGUUUAUGUCAGGUCCAAUAGAGCGUGGAUUUAUGUCGGGUCCAAUCGAUCGGGGCUUGUUUUCGGGUCCGAUGGAAAGGGGUAGUUCUGAUCAAUUUCAAAGAAGCUACUCUCACGGGGGUUAUGCGUUUAGACCCAGAACGCGAAAGAGCCGAUGGAUUCGAGUUCUUCAGAGGGCGAUUUCGAAGACAUUAUCUCAGGGACAACACUCGAUUGUCCCUUCGAUCAAAGGGAUUAAAGAGCCGGAGUGGAUUAUCGAACCAGAAAGGCACAACGAGAAUCUGAUGGUAAGCAGUGUGAAUUUCAGCAGCGAUGGUAGUUUGGAAGACGAUGAGUCGAUGGAAAGUCAAAAUCUUCAAUGGGCUCAAGGGAAAGCGGGUGAGGAUCGAGUCCACGUUGUGGUGUCAGAGGAGCACGGUUGGGUCUUCGUGGGGAUUUACGAUGGUUUUAAUGGUCCUGAUGCUCCCGAUUACCUUCUAUCUAAUUUGUAUGGUGCUGUUCAUAAAGAAUUGAAGGGAUUAUUAUGGGACGACGGGUCUGAAUCCUCCAACGGCACCCCCGACACGUCCGGUCUUCCGGCGAACAUUUCUAAUUUUGAAGUGGGACAAUCGUUACAGAGCAGUGAUAGUGAUGUUGGGAAGGAUAGGAUGGUAAAUGCUUGUUCUCAAUGUGUUGAGCAGGAGGGUGAUGUGUGCACAAGUGGAGAUGCGAAUAUUGAUAAGCGAAGGCAAGGUAAGAAUUGUAAGAGCAAGUAUAGAGGGGCGACAAAGAAAUGGGAGGAGAAUCAGAGAAGGUGGAAGUGCGAGUGGGAUCGUGAAAGAGUAGAGCUUGAUAAGCGAUUAAAGGAACAGCUGAAUCGAUCUGGUUCUGAUGACUGUACCAACCCAAUAAAUCAUUCAGAUGUAUUGGAAGCUCUUUCGGAAGCUCUAAGAAAAACAGAGGAGUCUUACUUAGAAAUUGCGGAUAAGAUGGUCCUGGAAAAUCCGGAGCUAGCUCUGAUGGGUUCGUGUGUUCUUGUAAUGUUAAUGAAAGGAGAGGAUGUUUAUGUGAUGAACGUGGGCGACAGUAGAGCUGUAUUGGGUCAAAAGGCAGAGCCUGAUUAUUGGCUCGGCAAAAUAAAGCAGGACUUGGAGAGGAUCAAUGAAGAAACAAUGCAUGAUCUUGAACGUUUGGACGAUGAUAGAUCAAAUUUGGUGCCCAGUCUGAGUGCGUUUCAGCUAACCAAGGAUCAUUGUACCAAUGUCGAGGAAGAAGUCCAGAGAAUACAGAGAGAACACCCAGACGAUGCUUGUGCAGUGUUAAAUGAUCGAGUCAAGGGUUCUCUGAAGGUUACCAGGGCAUUUGGUGCCGGAUAUCUCAAACAGGCAAAGUGGAACAAUGCGCUUCUGGAGACGUUCAGAAUAGACUAUGUGGGAACUUCACCUUACAUCACGUGCCGGCCGUACCUAAAGCACCACAGGUUAGGCCCGAAGGAUAAAUUUUUGAUACUGUCAUCGGAUGGACUUUAUCAGUACUUGACGAACGAAGAAGCUGUGGCUGAAGUGGAGCUGUUCAUCACGCUGCAACCCGAGGGAGACCCAGCACAGCAUCUGGUCGAAGAAGUUCUCUUCCGCGCUGCAAAGAAAGCCGGUCUGGACUUCCACGAAUUGCUGGAAAUACCACAGGGAGACAGGCGUCGUUACCAUGAUGAUGUGUCUAUCAUUGUUAUUUCUCUGGAGGGAAGGAUAUGGAGAUCCUGUGUAUAACGAUAAUGGAAAUCCAUAUACUUGAGGGAGAAAACGGAGAGAUGUAUAGUGACGAAUGGUCACGCAUUUCAUUUUUGCUGCUGUUGUUUUGUUUCACCUCUCUCCUCGCCUUUUGUAACAUGGCAGGUAAGCUCUGGGAUGGAGCCCGAGGGACUUGCUUGGGCAAUGUAGUGGGUGGCGAGGGAUGUAAAGUUGUUCAUUCUGAGUCUACUAUCUUACAGUGAAUUGUAAUUUUCUGGCCAAGUCAUUCAUUAGAGGAAAAUCUAAUAAUAUUUGGUUAAAUUAAA
This is a messenger RNA of Prosopis cineraria, 3384 nucleotides long. Its product is annotated as probable protein phosphatase 2C 4. Gene Ontology annotation, molecular function: protein serine/threonine phosphatase activity. Bases 941 to 3097 code for a protein of 718 amino acids. NCBI's taxonomy places the organism in Eukaryota, Viridiplantae, Streptophyta, Magnoliopsida, Fabales, Fabaceae. Gene Ontology annotation, biological process: protein dephosphorylation. The record is from RefSeq and is a predicted model, not a curated record. The transcript has 4 exons.